This is a messenger RNA of Choloepus didactylus (southern two-toed sloth), 10112 nucleotides long. It is a transcript of the gene ST8SIA3, whose product is annotated as ST8 alpha-N-acetyl-neuraminide alpha-2,8-sialyltransferase 3. Lineage: Eukaryota; Metazoa; Chordata; Mammalia; Pilosa; Megalonychidae. Gene Ontology annotation, molecular function: alpha-N-acetylneuraminate alpha-2,8-sialyltransferase activity. Gene Ontology annotation, biological process: N-glycan processing; oligosaccharide metabolic process. The record is from RefSeq and is a predicted model, not a curated record. The transcript is spliced from 4 exons. Bases 119 to 1261 code for a protein of 380 amino acids.
CACACACGCUCACCCGCGCGCGCACACACACACACUCACGCACACUCACGCGCCAGCGAGCUGCUGGCCGCUCAAUGGACCGAUUUCCCCGGUUUCCUUGAUCCCAGCCCAGCUCGGGAUGAGAAAUUGCAAAAUGGCCCGGGUCGCCAGUGUGCUGGGGCUGGUCAUGCUUAGCGUGGCCCUGCUGAUUUUAUCGCUCAUCAGCUACGUGUCCCUGAAAAAGGAGAACAUCUUCACCACUCCCAAGUACGCCAGCCCGGGGGCGCCCCGAAUGUACAUGUUCCACGCGGGAUUCCGGUCUCAGUUUGCGCUGAAGUUUCUAGACCCGUCAUUUGUGCCCAUUACGAAUUCUCUGACCCAGGAACUCCAAGAGAAACCUUCUAAGUGGAAAUUUAAUCGGACAGCGUUUUUACAUCAAAGGCAAGAAAUUCUGCAGCAUGUCGAUGUAAUAAAAAAUUUUUCUUUGACCAAGAAUAGUGUUCGGAUCGGACAACUGAUGCACUAUGAUUAUUCCAGCCAUAAAUAUGUUUUCUCUAUUAGCAAUAACUUCCGAUCACUGCUUCCAGAUGUGUCACCCAUUAUGAAUAAGCAUUAUAAUAUUUGUGCUGUGGUUGGAAAUAGUGGGAUCCUGACAGGGAGCCAGUGUGGACAAGAAAUAGAUAAAUCAGAUUUUGUUUUCCGUUGCAAUUUCGCCCCUACGGAGGCUUUCCAAAGAGAUGUUGGAAGAAAAACCAACCUUACCACCUUCAACCCCAGCAUCCUGGAAAAAUAUUACAACAAUCUUUUGACCAUUCAGGACCGUAACAACUUUUUCCUCAGUUUAAAAAAGCUUGAUGGGGCCAUUCUUUGGAUCCCUGCGUUUUUCUUUCACACUUCAGCAACUGUUACAAGGACAUUAGUUGACUUUUUUGUUGAACACAGAGGUCAGUUAAAGGUCCAAUUGGCUUGGCCUGGAAAUAUAAUGCAACAUGUCAACAGGUACUGGAAAAACAAACAUUUGUCGCCUAAACGGCUGAGCACAGGUAUUCUUAUGUACACGCUUGCGUCAGCGAUAUGUGAAGAAAUCCACUUGUAUGGAUUUUGGCCUUUUGGAUUUGACCCCAACACAAGGGAAGACCUUCCAUACCAUUACUAUGACAAAAAAGGAACCAAAUUUACCACCAAGUGGCAGGAGUCCCACCAGCUGCCUGCCGAGUUUCAGCUGCUUUACCGAAUGCAUGGGGAAGGGCUCACCAAGCUGGCUCUGUCACACUGUGCCUAAGGACUCUAAUCAGAAAGUGCCAAACGGCUGUUUAAAAAGUGCCCCAAAUCAAAUUGAAUAGUUUUCAGGAUAGAACCCUAGACAAUUUCUUAUAAGGACUGUCUGCCAUUUAAAAAGGAAAGAUGUCUUCUCUCCCUCUUUUGCACUGCUCUUAUAAGGGUCUUAGCAGAUUUAGCAGGACAGAUGCAUCUAAGCCACAUGAUUUAAACCUAAUUGAUGAAAGGAAUGUUGCAUUUGGAACUAUGCUGCUGAUGAAAUGAUUUGAAGUAUUUUCUUGUUUGGAUUUUAAUCAUAAACUGCCUCCCAUUUCUUAUGAGGAAUAGGGCUGUAGUUUUUGCAGCUCUGCUCAGAAAAAUCCUCGUAAUUAUCGGCCUCUGGCCAAUUUGGGCAGGAUCUUAGUUUUGCCAGUGGGAUCAGACUCUUAAAACCGGAAAGAUAAAAAAUUGGUUUGCAUAUCUCAUCUCUAUCUAUCAAUCUAUCUAUCUCUAUCUAUCUCUCUGGCUCUCUGUAUCUCUCCCAGCAACCCCCUUGACUCCAUCACCAUGGAGCUUAAUAAUUUGCUAGGAAUCGUAUUGAAUUAGCUUUGCUUGUAUGUGUUGCAUCUGUACUUGGUGUGUUCAAGGCUCUGGGUAACUUUGAUGUUUCAUGACAAUCCAAACAAAUCAUGGUGGAUCCCCUUAUGAUUACUUUUAUAAGAAACAUCUCCUAUUAAGUUCUAACUAGCCCCUACAUGUAUCCAGCCGAAGGGUGGGCCCUCUGUGGUGAGUGCUGUGUAACACACUGUGUCUUUCACUAUCACAAGGGGCCUAUGUUGUGGGGGGCACUGCAUCUCUGGACAUGAGUGCCAUGUGGCAAAUCACUGUUGCCACAUCCACAAGGGCCAGACCAAUGGCAUUCCAGCCUGGGUCUGGUGCUGCCCCAAAUCCCAACCCAGGCAGUAGGCUGAAUAUUCUCUUAGAAUAUGGAGAUAAAGAAUCAGCUUACGAGCUUGGGAUAUACAGAGUAAAAGGAAGAAAAAGAUCAAUGUAGAAGCUGUUACGGAAUUCUGUGUACCUUACAGUACUGAAACCACCUUGCCCAACCUGAGCCUUUGAGAACCAGCAGGGUCCGGGUAGAGGAGAAGCUUCGAGAUUGACCAGGCCAGGCCCCCAUGUAAAUUGUGCUUAGACUAGGGUCAUUUUCAAGUGUCACUGUGUCCACCCCACCACUCCAGAACCAUCUGCUCCCUUCAAGGCAGUUGUAGACACUGGAUGUUCCCAUGUCCACCAGGAUCAGAUCUAUAAGCUUUUAAAAAGGAAAAAGCCAUUGUGGAAUGGAAAUAUUUGGUACUGAAUAACUCUUGAAAUUUGAGACUGUAUAGCCCUGCCAUGAAGGAAUUAGUUGGCCGUUUUCUUUUUCAUUAUUUCAGGCCGAGGAGUAGAAAUCCCAUUACUGUCAUCCCUGCUUUUUUACUGAGCAGCACUUUGUCCUUCCAAUCCAGCCCAAAGUCUGGCCAAGUUGACAUGAAGUUUUAAUAAGAGUUUCUUUCUUCAUUCCAAAGGCCAAUCAAUCACAUUUGUUAUGUACAUUUGGGGUAGCUCAUUCUUUUCCAGAAAUCUCAUCUAGAUUGCUUGCAGUGUUUCAAAUACUGUUAAAAAGAAUUGCUGUAGCUCAGUAAUCAGCUCAUUGCCCUCCUCAGGAUGGUAUACUCAUGCUUAAAAUUAAAUGAAAUGCAAUAAGGAAAGACACAGCCUUUAUGUUCAUAUUCUGCCUGGUCCUAGAGAGAGCUGUCUUAUUCUAAUUUUCUUCAGAAAGCUCUCUAAUCUAGACCUGGAUAUCAACUAGUGAAAGAAAAAAACCAUCCAGGUUCAGAUGUGUUUCCAGUUGUGGCACAUCUUUCUGACAAUAUGCUGUGAAUGGCAAUCAUCUAAAUAAAUGGGAAGAAAUAGGAACAGACAUUUCAAAAUGAGGAACAAUUAAAAAAAAAGCUCUGUACUUGAAAUAAUUAAAAGGGGGGAUCUUAAAAACAUUUUUUAAUUCAGUGUUAUAAUUUGAUGGGCAUCAAAACACUGUGUUUUAUCCCUGUCCCUUCAAAGAGGACAGCACUACAUUUCUUGUGGUGUGUGCUCUAAGGAACACUGAGAGAUUGAUAACUGACAGAAGUGUUUAGUUGGCUGUUCCUAAGCACUUAGAUCAUUUGUUUACAGCUAAGUGAUAUUAAUGUGAAUGAUACACAGGCCAGAUUCAGACUCUGGGGUUUUAAUCCCAAUGUACCCAUUAUUUUUCACUAAACCUAAGUUCAUAGACACUUCAAAGCAGGCAAAUUAAAAAAAGCAAAAAACCCAAAUCCCUAAAAUCAGUUAAAUUUACUAAGGUGGACCAUUUAAAUUUGGUCUCAUCAUAAUGCCAAGUUUGUUUAUUUUUUUAAGUUCAGGGAGUUUUUUUUUUUUUUUAAUCUCACUUCACUCUUGUCUCCACCUUCAUCUUAGAGUGAGUGGACUCUUCCAUCUCCCAACAUCAUUACAUCUAUCACUUUAACUAGGACUCAAAAUAUUGAGGAAGUGGACUCUUCUCCCAGAAUUAGAGGGUCAGAGAUCAGGCUCAUCCCCUAUCUCCAGGAAGGGCUUCCCUGAGGCCGAUCCAAAAAGUCCAUCCUUCCCUUUUCUUUAAAAAUCUCUGAAGAAAAUCCCAAACCUUCCCAUCCUGGUUAACCACAAUUCUCAUAAUUUGUAAAAUGCUGUAUGUGCAGCCUGUAUCCCUCCUAUUGCAAAACUUAAAUGAAAUAGGUGGGUAAAGGACUUAGCCCAGUUCUUGGCACAUCAGGACUGCACAACAUAUGGCAGCUUUUACUAUUCUGUUGAUUGUUCAUUAUAAUCUGGACCUACAUUCCAAACAGAGAGAGAAACAGGCUCUAGCUGAUCAUACAAAAAUCUCUUCUUGUUUUUAAAGACUGUUUCCAGGUUUAAACCUAUAUAAUAACUGUCAUCACCCAAAGAAGUCCAUGUGUCUCAUGCCUCCAGGUUGGAAAGACUGUGUGAAUGGAACAAGGAUUUGCUGCCUGUCCUGCUGCUUCCAGGCCUGUGUGGUCAAGUGCAGGGGACUGAGCAGGGGACUGAUUCUGCUACAGAUACAACCCCUAGCUUUGUCAUUUCCCCUGCUAUAUUUGUUCCAUGUGAAGUGCAUCCUUUUAUCAGAACUUUUGCUCUUUAAGGUUAGUCACCAAAGACUCCAUCCUCAGCUAUUGGAAUAAAUUUCACCAUAAAGUCCCCAAGGCUAUCUACCCAUGACACCAACACAAGUGAUCAAUUAAGUUGUGGGGUGGGGGUGGGGGGGCACUAAUCUGAAUAUGGUUCCUCAAGCUUUGUGUCUGUGUCUUAAGUGUCCUUGACUAUCCUAAAAGUGCUGCAUGUUUAGUAGAGGGCCGUCUGCCUCCCAUGCUGGCCGUGACUGCUGGGCCAUCUGUGACUUUGCUGUCAGGCACCUGACCGUGGUACCACCAGCAAGAACAUGCAAAAGGAGAAGCUCCCCUGCCUCCUUGGCCUGAGCCAUCAAUUAGCCACUACAAGUGAGUGUGAGGACUAGCCUAAUUUGAUGGGGAAGCCGAGGACUGGAAGAGCGUCUCUUCUGACUUUGGGCAAGGCAGUAAUUAGACACCCUUAGACAGCAAAGAAGUGUUGACCUGAGGCCAAAGGAAGCAAGGACAGACAAGUAGAAUCCUAAGACACUGGAACUAGAAGAGACUUGGAGCUUAACUAGUCAUAAUUCUUGACUUCACAAAUAAAAAAAUGGAGAAACGGAGAGGUUAUGUGAUUUUCCCAAAGCACAUAGGCAAUUAGUGGAGUAAUUAGGAUCCCUCAUCCAGUGUUUCUUGGCCUUAUGAGUAUCAAAUGAAGAUGGGCUCAAAGGAAAAGUGAUUUUGGUCUGGGAUCCACUGGGCAUUUUAUUAUUAUGAAAAAAUAAUACAUUGGAAAGGGUGUAAGAGAGGAAAAAAGAUAGCCACAUUUCCCCUUCCCAUGUUUAUUUCUCAAUGCAAAAAAAUAAAGGAGAUACUUGCCUAAGUAUACAACAGUCAACUGAUAAUCACCUAUAUUCUUACCUGGUAAAUCACGAUUCUGUUAAAUCAUAAUUCAGUUACUUUCAGUUCACAGUUGACAGUUGGAAGCAUAUCCAAUGAGCUACUCAUCUUAAUAAAACCUUGUUUUAAUAACAUGGAUGCAUAAUUUAGAAAUUGAAUACUGAGAAUGGUUGUAUACUUCUCUAUAUGUGUAAUUUUCAGCUGGUGCCCCUUGAGUUAAAAUAUACCUUUUGUCAAUGCCUUCCAUAUUGUAAGUAAUUUCAAACAGCAGAUUUUGAAUUAUUACAUUUGGCUCAAUAUGUUGAGAAGAUGUUCAAAUAAGUUUGGCUGGGUCUUCAUGUGCAAAAUGACAGACUGUGAAAUUUUCUGUAUAAUUCUGGAUCUGUAAAUUCUUUUUCUUUCCCCAUGAUUGUUUGAAUGUGCCAGGCAAAGCCUCUGGUUAGCCUCUUCUUCUCCCUGAAUGUGUAGACCUGUCCUUUUGCUUACAAAGAGAGUUGGGGCUGUGGAUGUGACUGAAGAACCAGGUGGAGCAUCACAGGUACUGGGGAGUUAAUGUACCUUGGCCAGCUUGGACCUUGGUUGGAUUCUGUGACCCAAUUAAUCAAGGCCACAGAUGAGUUGGCACCAAGGACCAAAAUGACUAAUUAUGCCUCUCACACUCUGAUUGCUUUGCCACAAAGAUAUAAAAUUUGAAAUGGGAAACAUUUUAGAAUGUCAUUAUUAUAUUAUGCAGUAUUUCUUAAAAUGUCUUUUGUUGUGAUGACAUUAUUAAGACAUGUGCAUUUCAAUAGAUGUUUUUAUCCUCAAUGAAGCUCACUCUCUUGUUGAUUAUGGUGGAAUCACAAUGAAGAGCCUGUCACAGAAUAACUGAAUCCAUGUUAAGUUUAUGGUGGGAUUAUAGGGUUAGGACAUGGAUUUUACUGCUGAUCCACAAGCAAGCAAACAAAGCUGCAUGAUAUGAGGAGCCCCUUAAAAUACAAUUCUUCAUCUUUACCCCAGACCUUUGUCCAAUAAGUCCAAUUAGAUAGAUCCCCAGGAGAUUCUGAUGCAGCCAGCAUUUGGGAACCAACAAUAUCUAACAGAGUCAUAUAUACCAUUUGGAUCAAAGUAUCUGAAUGCUUAUCACUCCUCAUACAAUUAGUAUCAGAACUGUCCCUUCAAGUUAUCAUGGAAUGUGGCCAUGUAGACACAGUCUUAGUGACUCAACCAUUUAGCAGUUUUGGUUGAACUGAAUAGUCACUAACUAAUAAGGAAAUAAUGAUGGUCAAUUUAGUCAGAAUGGAUGUGAGCCUAAAGACAUUCAAAGCAGGGAGCAAAGCAUUUUUUUUUUUAGCCAAAAGUCAGCUCUUUAUACUUCACUUUUCAUAAUUCAAACCAAGAGGCAGGUCUCAUGUCACUAAUUUUUAGAAACUGAUAGAUUGAGAAACAGAGAAGUUCAAUGAUUCCUUCAGAUUCAACUUGGAAGUCAGUCUCAGCACCUAAAAUAUUACUCAAGGGGUCUGAUUUUUCAAGCUCUAGGUAGCGUCUGAAAUGCAAGGAUUCUAAGGCUAAAACGAAAGCAAUCAUAAAAGAAAAUUCAAGGAGCUAAAAUCCUAGGACCAACCCAGUUUAAGAGAGAUGCUCAGCUGGCCCUGGGUUCCUGGGACCAGCCUCUGUUGGACAAGGCACUGCUAUCUUAAUGACGUUUUGGCCAGGCUUCUUUCUUCAGCUGUACACAUGCAAAGCCUUUAAGCAUCAUAGUUAUUAAAGGGCUCCUCUGAUUCCCUUCUCUGUGAUUCAGAGACCAUUUUAGCUCUUUGGUGUGCUGGUGAAUGUUUAACAGCUGGCUCUAUUUAUAGCACUUACCAAUUUCCACGGUGUAAAUACUCUCAUUGUAGUCAUUUUCUCUCUACUAACUUGAUGUCAACCAGCUAAAAACUUAACAAAAUGUUUUCAGGAGCCAGUAUGAGCUGGUUAUAGCCUAGCACUGCCUGAACAACUUCCAAGUCAGUGAAUGCCAAAAAGGAGAGGCUAUCAGUGGCUUUGGAGGGGCUCCCAAAUGGCUCCCCAGGGUAGGCAUUUUUGCCUUGGUCAGUUUUACCAAUUUUGAGCAAAAGAGCAUAUUAUUGGGUCCUUUAGGCUGUGGACCCUAAUGUGUCCAAAAUAUUUCCUAGCCAUGUGACUCUUAUGAACCUCACAACAGACUCCUCAGUACUUUAGGCAAUUAGCAGCCAAAGUUUUUUUAAUUUCUAAGGGUAGCCUUCCAGGUAAAUGUUCUUUAACUGCCAGUUGGAGCCCUGUUUGAUGGUCUUUUUUCAUAUCUUACAGUCCAACUCCUGUCUCCCCAGUUCUCUAGUUAUCCCUGCCCCCUUAGUCUUUAUCCUCCAGACACAAUAUGAAAUUCACCAACAUCCAGAAACAAUGCCCACAAAUGAGCAGGGAGAGGACCACCCAUUGUGCUCACCUGGCCCCACCACACCUAGAAGGGCUCCUGGGUUCAAAUGUCUCUACCCCACCAGGGGACACCCAGCCUAGCCUCAUGCCCAGGACCUAAGUAUUCACCCAGCUGGGCUUUAUUUGCCCUGAGAACAGUUCCCAAUGGGCAAGAAACAUCACCAAAUAGGAACGCCAUUGGGCAACCUCCAUGACUGACCAGGCAGAUGUAGGGGAAGGUGUCAUUUGAUGCCUUGCCCUUAGCCAAGUUACGUAAGGCGGACCCUCAAAAAAAAUUACCAACAAACAUUUGGCCACUGAAAACCCCCCUGGGCAUUGAACAAAAGAGUAACUUUCCUUCUUUCUCACCUCUGCUUGUGAGUGAAUCCUCUACUGUGUAGAAAUCAGAUUCCCUGGUGACCCACAAAACAAGCUUUGUUUGCAAAUUGAAAAUUUUUCUAGUGGAAGUCAUUCUUGGUGGGUAUAAUUACAUCCUUUGGAAGACAACUCUGAGGAAAACAAAAGGUACUUAAUUCCUCAGACACAAUGAGUGGCCACAGAUUUUUUUAUUCUGUGUGUGGUAAAUCAAAAUUAGAUCACGAAGGACCAAAUCUAUUUAUUUUCCUUGAUGUAGUAAAAUAUCUUACAAAUUCUGUAGGGCAUUUCUAGACUGUAAAUGUUUGCAAUUUGACUUGGACAUUUUAUAUACUAUGUUUGAAAGACUAGGUUAUACCUCUGUUUUUCUGUUCAUAUUCACAGCCAUCAAAAAUGAGCUUAUUUCUCUACAUUGAGGAAGCUAUAUUUUGCUUUAAAUGGGUCAGGUACAAGUUCAGAUGUUUUUCUGUGUUCACAACAAAUUGCAUGUGGCAUGGACCCAAAGUUUAUCUUCACCCUCUGGCUCUUUUCCCAACACCACAGAGACAAGUCCAUAGCUACAAGCAGAAGGGACAUGAGAGCUAGGCCCACUUUAUUAUGACCAAAUCCACCGCAAAACCAACCUUGAAGAACCAGCCACUCCCAUAAUAUUUUUAGCUGGGGAGGUGGGGAAGAAAAAUGGACAGACAAUGGGAGAGGGUUUGGCCGAUGCAUGGAGGUAGAAUAAAGUCUUUGAAGCACUCGCUAAAAAGGAGGGGGAAGUUGCUUUUGAAAUCUGGAAUCUAGACCAUUUUGCAAGGCUUAGAAUAAUCAAACUCCAUGUUAGAAAUACUCUUUAACAACAUCGUAAGAUCCAGCUCUGAGCCUUUAGUAUGCAGAAAGAAUAGUUUUCAGCCAUAAGCCCUGGUGUGGGGGUGGAGGGGUUACUGAGUUGAGAUCUAGCAUUGGCAAUUAGCACUGAAACUCUCCCAGGACAAAAAUAGGGAAACCUCGUAAUGCAGCUCCGUUUACUUCCUCACAUGGGGACCUAAAUCCAUAGCAGAACUUCACAGAUCUAGACAUUAUCUCAGGUCUAGAUUCUAGAUCAACAUCCUCAAUGUAGAGAUGAGAAAACAGGUUAAGAAAGUAGGUAGUGACCCGCUUGCCCAGCUAGUUAACUGGAAGUAGAAUCCUAGUUAACUGGAAUUAGAAUCCAGGUCUCUGUAUCACAAUCACCGAUUCUACUGCACUACAUCAUGCUGCCUCCAUUCUUUUGAUGGGAAGCUGACAAUCCACUGUGAAAGCAUAAAUUAGAAAUCAAAACAAAGGAAUGUAUAUGGUAUCUUCUCUCACCUAACCUACUUGGGUUUCACCAUUUCAUUUUAGCAUCAUUUUAAACAAUGUUUUAUCAACGUAGAACAAGGAACAAAUCUCUUGUAGAGUAAUGAUGAAACCAAAAGUUCAAAAGGCCGGAGAACAAUGAAUGUAAGUUAUUACCGUGGCGCCCCUCCCCCUCCCGUGCACAUGGUGCAUUUGUUUUGGAAAAUGCAUUUGUUUUGGAAAUGCUGUUUUAUGCUGAGACUGGCUGAGACUGGCGUUGAAGACUUCACCAGUUCCCACACAGACCAAAAGCUCUCUUGCUCUUUGGAAAAAGCUGCUGCCCUUAGGAAUCAGACUCACAUGUCUCAUGUGGCGCAGCCUUAGCUGCCCUUAGAAACAAGCUCCACGCAAAACCUCCGAGGCUGCCGGAGUGCCAGGGCCACCGAGGCCUGCAAGGAGCCCACGCUGCUGGACUGAGGCCCGUGUAAAUACCUCCUGCUUCUCAGUGAAUAAGGACCGUCAUCUUUCUUCCAUAGAGGUAAUUGCGUGUAUAUCGUGACUGUAGUUUGUGAAGAAAAUGCAAUGAUUUGCUUCGACAGCUCCCAAAAUGUACCUGUUAAGUGUGGAUGUGCCUGCCUCAUUGCCUCAUGUGCCAAACACAAGUACUGGAUGCGUUGUUUUUAAAUAAACUGUUUUAUCGUGUGUUGGAAA